This is a messenger RNA of Carcharodon carcharias (great white shark), 1636 nucleotides long. RefSeq names its product major facilitator superfamily domain-containing protein 4A-like. The record is from RefSeq and is a predicted model, not a curated record. The transcript has 10 exons. NCBI's taxonomy places the organism in Eukaryota, Metazoa, Chordata, Chondrichthyes, Lamniformes, Lamnidae. The coding region runs from base 47 to 1636 and encodes 529 amino acids.
UUGCGGUUUACCUGCCCUCUCCACUCCCUCUUCCUUGGGCUCCGAGAUGUGGGAUGACCGUCGCUGGGGGCUGUUCAAGCGCAACCUGCAACCCACCCUGACCCUGUGGAGCGCUUUCUGCUCCUUCGGGCUCUGCCUGGCUUUCCUGGGUCCCACAUUGCUCGACCUCCGCUGCCAGACCCACUCCAGUCUGCAACAGAUCACCUGGGUCUUCUUUGCACAGAACUUCUGCGUCCUUGUCGGAACCAUCAUUGGUGGGGUCUUCAAGAAAACGUUCUCCCGCUCUCUGGGUGCUCUGUUUGUCUCCACUCUACUGAUAUCAGUUGUGUUUUCCAUCAUUCCCUUCUGCAACAAUGUGAUCAUCCUUGCCUUCGUUCUGGCUGUGGCUGGGCUUGCCAUGGGCUGCAUUGACACCAUCGCUAACCUGCAACUGGUUCGCAUCUACCAGAAGGAUUCGCCUGUCUUCCUGCAGGUGCUCCAUUUCUGUGUUGGCUUUGGCGCAUUCCUGAGCCCCAUGAUUGCCGAUCCCUUCCUUUCCGAAACGAACUGCAUACAGAACAACCUGACUGCGAAUGGGACGUUCUCUGACUUGACACACAUUCGAAAAUCCCUGGUCCCCCACCAUGUUGUGAAUGAGACCCAGUUUGUUCUGCCGACUGAUGGGUUUGUCAUCUCACAAGUGUCCUACGCCUUCUGGAUCAUGGCUCUGAUCAAUCUGCCAGUGCCCUUUGCAGUACUUUUCCUGAUGUGUAAACAGGGUAUUGGAGGUUGCUGUGGUAAGAAAAGUGUGCCACUCUUACCUGCUGAAGAACUGCCCCCUGACCUGCAGAUGGACAGAUUAUCGCCAGAGCAGGAGCGAACAUUGCAUGCUAAAGAGCCUGAUGGUCUAAUUGAUUGCCUCAAGGGAUUGCACCUUCAAGAAGCUCCUUGUACCUUCUUUGUUGUCCAUAUUAUAGGCGCUGUCGUACUUUUUAUGUCAGAUGGAAUUUUGGGAGAGUACUCUGGAUUUGUAUACACCUAUGCUGUUGAGAAACCUCUCUACAUUGAACCCAGGGUAGCUGGGUACCUCAGCAGUCUUUUCUGGGCUUCCAUCACUCUGGGGAGACUGGCAUCUAUACCAGUGUCUGGAAAAUUAAAACCUGUGACUAUGGUGUUCAUAAACUUAGGCGGAAUCAUUGGCACUUUUGUCCUGAUGCUGUGUUUCCCAGUCAGUGUUGUUUGUCUCUAUGUGGGAACAGGACUUCUGGGUUUCUUCCUGAGCAGUACCUUUCCCAGUAUGCUGGCUUAUACUGAGGACAUCUUGAAUUACCAAGGAUGUGCAACAACUGUACUGGUGACAGGGGCAGGAAUCGGUGAGUUUGCCCUCCAGAUGCUUGUUGGAUCAAUUAUUCAGUCGCCUGAAACCGAUAUAUUCCUUGUGUGCGGGCUAACUUUUGGCUGUCUUGCCCUUCUGUUCUACCUGGUUCUUUUACUGGUGCACAGAUUACACAAUCAUCAGAGAAUGGCAGGUAAGCAGUCGAUCACUGGGUUAGCUGGGACAGAAAGAAACGCCAUUGAUUUUCCAAUUGUCUUUGUUUUCUCAGAACAGUCAAAAGCGGGCACGAUAGAGGAGUCAAAGUUCCCGUACCAGAGCUGA